AAAUUUUAGGAGAAUCGAUUAUUCCUUUUUUUAAUUGUAGUUAAAAGCAAACAAAUACCAAUUUUAAUCAAGUUUAUUUUAUUAUAAUUAGUUUCUAUCACUUUUAGCGGUUCUAUAUUAUUACGUAUUGCCGUCACGUCACAAAGUGCCGAUCGGUAACGAGUUUAAAAGCAAGUUCAACAAGUUAUUGUUAUAGAAAAAUGGAAUUUAUAGAGCUCAUAUCAAUAAAUAAAUUGGACGGUGUUAUUUUAAAAUAUCCCCACCAGGAUAACGUUGAUGGUACGGUGUGUAUUACUGGACAUCACCUCAUUUUGAGUUCACGAAAAGAAGGCGUUCGCGAACUAUGGCUUCUUCAUAGAAACAUAGAUAGCAUCGAGAAGAAAGAAAACAAGCCAGUCAAUGGCAUCAUGCAGGGUGGUUCCUUGUUCUUGAAGUGCAAAGACCUGCGGAUAUUCCAGCUUGACAUCAGCUCCAGCGCAGAGUUGAACAUGCUGGCCCAAACCCUGGAAAACCUCUCCGGACUACAAGAUCCCAGCCUUUUCUAUCCAUUUUUUUAUAGACAUAUGCACCCAAUUAUGGAAAAUGGGCAUACAUUAUAUAGUAUAGAGGGUGAAUUCACAAAAGUGUUAGCAACAGAGGAGUGGAGGAUAUCUCGAGUCAACCAAAACUACACUGUGUGCCCGGCGUACCCAAAGGCAGUGGUGGUCCCCAAGAGUGUAGAUGAUGAUAUGUUAUUCCUGGCUGCAUCAUUCAGACAAGGAGGCCGAUUUCCCGUACUCUCCUAUAGGCACAACAAUGGGGCAGUGUUGCUGCGGGCAGGACAGCCGCUGUACGGGCCGAAGCACCGGCGCUGCCGGCCCGACGAGGCCAUCCUCAACGCAGUCGUGGGCCCGGGCAUGAAGGGCAUCAUAUACGAUCUGAGGAGCAACAGCGCCAUUUCACAGCAGCAGAGUAAAGGCGGCGGCACGGAGAGCAACUCCAACUACUCCCAGUGGAAGAUCUACAACCGGUCGAUGGACGACGUCGACAAUCAGCAACAACUCCUCGAUAGUUACGCCAAACUUAUUGAAGCCUGCAACGACCGCGAGAUAUCGAGCGACAAGUGGAUAUCGCGGCUGGAGUCGUGCGGCUGGCCGGAGAGCGUCCGCAACGCGCUGCACACCGCCUGCAUCAUCGCGCAGCACAUACACCAGAAGGCAGAGCCGGUGCUGGUGCACGGCACGCGCGGCGAGGACGCGACGCUGCUAGUGUGCUCACUAGUGCAGAUUAUACUUAACCCCGACUGCAGGACUAUACGCGGUUUGCAGGCGCUAGUGGAGCGCGAGUGGCUGUCGGCGGGGCACCCGUUCGGCGAGCGGCACCGCUGCGGGCCGUACUCGAGCGCCCCCCGCGCCGCCCCCACCUUCCUGCUGCUGCUGGACUGCGUGCGCCAGUUCCUCGAGCAGUUCCCCUGCAGCUUCGAGUACCGCCAGUCCUUCCUCAUCACGCUGUUCGAGCACUCGUACGCGAGUCAAUUCGGGACCUUCCUAUGCGACAAUGAGCAGCAGCGCGAGUACCGCGGCGUGAGCGAGCAGACGACCAGCGUCUGGUCGUGGAUCAACCAACCGGACGAGCUUUCUACCUACAUUAACCCGCUGUACGACCCCACGCCUUCCGUCAUCUGGCCUUCCGUGGCGCCCAUGAGCUUCGUCAUAUGGGAGGAGCUGUACCUGCGCUGGUCGAUCCCGCAGUCGACAGAGCAGCGCGAGGAGCAGUACGGCGCCAUCCGCGCGCGCGAGCAGUCCCUGCGCGCGCGCGCGCACCAGCUCCGCCGCGAGCUGCUCGACCUCGCCGCGCAGUACUACGCGCCGCAGGACAAGCAGGAACUCCUGCUACACAACUAGCUAAAGCUUCAAUUAUUAUUAUGCUGUACAGAUAAGUAGAGGUAACCUCCAUAUUACGCGUCGCAGGACAGGCGUGAACUGUGUACAAGCCUCAACAGAGAGCGAACCUUUGCCUUCAUGGGCCCAAACAUUCAAUUAAUACUGUGCCCAUACAUAGAUGUAACUUUUAUAUUACUCGCCGCAGGACUAAUUAGGGAGGAACAGCUUUAUAAAAUCGCAAGCCUUCACAGUUGUAGCUUUUUAACUCUGUCGGUUCGAGCUUUUAAAAGGCCCUAAAUUGCGAUCAGGGUAUGAACGCUAGGGCCAAAUAGAAAAGAGAACAGAGUUCCAUAACAUUUGUGUAUUCCAUUUGUGAGUUCCAUAACAUUUGUGUAUUCCUAAAGAAAAAGAUAAACCGACGUAUAGUCUAUACCGCGUUAGUAAUUAUUAUUUAAUUUAUCGGUUCUUAAGUUUUGAGCGAGUGAUGAUUUCGUUUUACACAUGAACUGACCUCACAGUUAGAACACCAAUUGUUAGUUAGGUAUACAGCAUAACUAUUAGUAUUAGGAACAUUGUGUAACGCUGUGUGUUACUUAUUGAUAAAAUCAAAAUUAUAACUACAAUUAUAAAAUGUAUUACAAAGAGAAAGAUACGAACUGCCAGCUAACUAAUUAACGUAAGUACCUAAGUACGUAAGUUAAUAUAGCUAUGAAGGGUCAAUAUAUUUAUCAAGUAGGUACAUAUACAUUAGGCAUUUUGUUUUCAAUUGCUUUGUGUCUAGGUAAAGCGAUCAAUUGCUUUUAUAAACAAUAUAAUAAGUCAUCUUACGCCGUCAAUACACUUCGUGGUAUAUUAUCGGGUUGCGGGAAAAAUUUGGGAGUUGUCUUACAAAAACAAUGAAAUAUUGCCUUGCCUUGGCUACCUUGCGGCCGUGCCUUUUAAUUAGGUGGCUCCAUGACACAACCGCAAUGUCCGUAAUGGUAAAAUAACUUUACAGUACAUAUGGUCCUACUUUCUUGUACUAGUGCGGGAAUGACCACUUUCCGUGCUUAUGUCAAAAAUUUAAAGGGCCAUAUGACGUAAAACGUUGUAGGAUACACGUGCGAAUAGGUAAUUCGCAACUCGUGUCGUUUUAAAACCCUCCCUUCGAUCGUGUUAUAAUUUAUCGCCACUCGUUUCGAAUUUCUUCUUUUCCGCACUUGUAUCGUAAAUAACUAUUAAAUAACAAGUACAAGUACUCUAUAAAAUACCUAGCUUUAAGACGGUUUUCCCUAGUCGCUGUUUUACUUUUUUACCUAUUUACAAGAUAUUCGUCUCACAUAUAAAGAAUCCCGAAAUAAUAAUUUAUGUUAAUAAACUUGUAGAACUGACGCAUCUAGUCGUACGACUACAAUGCACACUGCAAUACCCGUACAAUGGUUUGUAAAAUUGUUUCGAGCUAAAUUUGCUCGUGUGUAGUCUAUUAAAAAAUAUAUAAUUUAUAUUCAGUUUGACAUCCGUUUAGUAGUAUUUAUAAUAAGCGGUCAUAAAACUACAAGUAUAUUAUAAGUUAGGCCUAAAUUAUGUACCUAUAUGUCAACGUUAAUAUUUUCAAAAUUGCAAUACAAAUCGUAUUUACUAAACGCUUAAAACCUCGUCAUCUAUAAUAAGUAAUUUUAAUUAAUAAGGUUAAUAUCAAUAUAACAUACAAGGUACAGUCAACUGUAAAAAUGUGGGUAUAACCAACUUAUUCAAAAAUAUGUCCCAUAGUUCUUAAUUCGCUCACAUAAGAGCUAUUACAGUUUACUGUACAACGCCUUACAUAACACUAAUUUAAACUUUUACGAUUAUUAAACAUUAUUAAAUUGCACAACGGGACUUAGUCGCGUAUUUAAGUUUUAAAGCGCACCAUAGCAGAAAGAGUUAAGGAACAUAUCGCAGCUGUCAAAAAUCGUCAGGUGAUCAAAUCUGCCGUGGCUGAGCAUUUGCUGGAGUCAGGACCAAACCACUGGAUUGAGCUUCAUAACCCUAAAAUCCUUUCCACGGAUCGCCAUUUCUACAGUAGAAAAGUGCGGGAAGCCAUUGAAAUCAAAAAACGUUGCAAUUUCAAUCGGAACGAGGGUUUUAAGAUCUCAUCCACAUGGAAUCCAGUCAUUAGUAAAUGUAAGCGGAAACGAAUAUCGACAGUCGAUAAAGCGAAUAUCGUUAGUGUUGUGUGUCGACAGAGUAACAUCCCUAGGGCGCAAAACGUUCAAACUGAUAAACAAGACCAAGUGCGGGUAGUUCGAAAAACUCGCGCGGCUAGAAGAUGUUGAUGUCAACUUGAGCCAGUCUUCUCCGAGACCACGGGCACAACGCCGUCCUCGAAACGUCGGAGGUAAAACUUAAAUACGCGAUUAAGUCCCGUUGUGCAAUUUAAUAACGCCUUACAUAUUAUGGAACAGCUCAUUUUGUUUGUAGGGAACAUGUAUAUGAUUCAUCUUUCGUAUGCUGUUCUCUUUUUUUUUCAUUUACAUGGUGAUCAUGACAAAUAGAGGUGCACUGAUCAGUGCCUGAGCAUACUUAAGGUUAAUAUACACACGGAGUGUAAAUUGAAUACGAGCUUAUUUUACAAUAAAUUAUGAAAAUUAUACACAAUAUUUCAGCUAUUUAUGUUGUCGCACCUGUAACGCAAAUUGUACUAUAAUAUGUAGAUUCAUAAUUACAUGACAUGAUAUUGUAAUGACUUGUUAUUAGGACGUUCACUUUUCGUGUUACCGUAACUAAAUGGCCUGCUUGAUGAAAUUUCGACAUAGUUACUACAUGCCUAAUACAUAUAAUAAUUUGUAAUGGAUUAAAUAUUUGCUCGUAAUCCAUUAACACUCGGUAUAGCUCUCGCGUCGGAUGAUGGUCCCUAACACAGUUCCUUUUUUUAUACAGGGUUGCCAAAAAAUAAGUGCCUUCCCGUUGCCAGGGAGGUUUUGGGAUGCUUUUACUAUGGGACCAACCCCGAAAUCGCGAAAAAAAAACAUACAUUUUGGCUAGUCCACGUUCUAUUAUGGGAGGGUAAUUUUAUUUUUCGCGAUUUCGGGGUAGGUCCCAUAUUAAAAGUUGCACAGUAUAAUCCAAAACCUUUCUGGCAACGGGAAUGCACUUAUUUUAAAUAUUGUUUUGUUUUAAUUAAUGUAUUAAUAAUAGUCAUUUAAUUGAAAUUUAGCAAGUUAAUUAAUAUCAAUUAAUAAAAGUACGGUAAAUAUACAAGUACGGUAAGACAACUGGAAGGAACUGUCAUAGGGAGCAUCAUUCGACGCGAGAGGUAUAUUUAGUUAAUAAGGUACCAAAUAUCAGCCCGCGUAAGAAAUGAGGGCCAUUCCAGUUUUAACUACUGAGUCUAGAUUUAUUUUCAUUAAUUUAACAUAAUGAGCGUUGCUACUUCCACCUUUAUUAUUGUAUUUAUAUGUACAUAUACAGGGUGGAAAAAUCGAGUGCCACAUGGAUGGCAACUACCUUAAAUAUUGUAAAUAGCACAUUUUGUGUAAAGGAGACUUUCCUUUGUUUAUAAAAACAAUAAAUUCUGCAUUUAAGGAUUUAUGAAAAAUCGCUUGCCUCAGUCGGGACUCGAACCGGUCAAAUGUGAUAAAAAAAAACAAAUUUAAAAGGUAAUUGUUAGUUUUCAUGGGCUUCCGUUAUUCUGAUUGUAUUUGUUGUUUAUAUUGUAUAGAGUAAAAUGAACCUUAUCAGUAAACCUUUCAAUCUGCAUCAUAAAAUACGGCGUUAUUUUUUGUCACAUUUGACCGGUUCGAGUCCCGACUGAGGCAAGCGAUUUUUCAUAAAUCCUUAAAUGCAGAAUUUAUUGUUUUUAAAAACAAAGGAAAGUCUCCUUUACACAAAAUGUGCUAUUUACAAUAUUUAAGGUAGUUGCCAUCCAUGUAGCACUCGAUUUUUUCACACUGUAUAGGUUUAGGAUGACCAUAGCCUCUGGACAAACCUUAAAAGUUUGUAGUGUUCACUCAGGAAUUUAUAACUAGAAGACAAAGUAUCUCAACAACCAGAAUAGUAUCCACAAAGAAACAGGUACAGUUUAAACAAGCAGAUACAAAGUUUACUGCUAAAAGGGCCCACUGAUUAACAGUCUGCUGGACGGA
Molecule: messenger RNA, 5965 nt
Organism: Cydia fagiglandana
Lineage: Eukaryota; Metazoa; Arthropoda; Insecta; Lepidoptera; Tortricidae
Product: myotubularin-related protein 9
Exons: 10
Coding region: 201-1883 (560 amino acids)
Biological process (GO): phosphatidylinositol dephosphorylation; negative regulation of autophagy
Cellular component (GO): cytoplasm; membrane
Molecular function (GO): phosphatidylinositol-3-phosphate phosphatase activity
Source: RefSeq, a predicted model, not a curated record